Polyodon spathula (Mississippi paddlefish) is the source of this 1947-nucleotide messenger RNA. RefSeq names its product SH3 domain-binding glutamic acid-rich-like protein 2-B. Lineage: Eukaryota; Metazoa; Chordata; Actinopteri; Acipenseriformes; Polyodontidae. The coding region runs from base 274 to 846 and encodes 190 amino acids. Gene Ontology annotation, cellular component: cytoplasm. The transcript is spliced from 4 exons. The record is from RefSeq and is a predicted model, not a curated record.
AGUGGCAGAGCGGCGUAGCCUGAUGAGGUCACGUGACUGCAAUACCUCAAUUCAGGUCUGAGACGAGCUUGAUCACUGUAAAGACCUUUUGGUGCCUGCUGGGGGAGUGGACGAGAGGGGAGAUUAUCUCAUUAUCUUAAUGCUAUAUAAACAAUUGGCUGGCGCGUUCACUUUAUUAUAAGGACUUGCGGAAAGGAAAACAGGACAUUUGCUUUUUUAACGAACCUUAUCAAAUACACAGCUUUUUAAAACGUUGCUGUAAGAAAUAUUAGGAUGGUAAUUAGAGUUUUUAUCGCUUCGUCAACUAGCUCUGUUUUGAUCAAGAAAACCCAACAGGAUGUGGUGGGGUUCCUGGAGGCCAACAGGAUUGAGUUUGAAGAGGUUGAUAUAACCAUGCUGGAGGACCAGAGACUGUGGAUGUAUAAACACAUACCCAAAGAGAGGCUUCCAGCUAAGGGGAACCCGCUCCCACCACAGAUAUUCAAUGAUGAACACUACUGUGGGGAUUAUGAGGCUUUCUUUGAGUCUAAGGAGAACAACACAGUCGGUUCAUUUCUAGGACUAAAUCCCAGACCUUCGGUAAAGGUUUUCCACUCCUGGAACUCGAGCCACCACACAGGAAGCUCUUGGCAUUACUGCAUUACUUCACAUCCCAAUCCUGAUUAUUCACAGAGCCGCUGCUGCUUUGCCAACUGUCGCUGCAUUAUUUUUAUUUGCCGGAAGCUCCAGGAAGCCUAUGUUUUGAGAUUUUUUUUAAUAUAUAUAAUUUAUUUUUAUCUAGCAGUUGUGCAUCACUUUUGCCAAGAUCUUAAAUGCUACUACUUUAGAAUCAUGCCUUUUUUAUAACAUAUGGUUCAAUACAAAAAUGUGUAAAUUAAAGGUUAUUUAUGGUUGCAAAGGACAUCCUGAUUUACCAGAAAUCAAUUGUGUAACCUCACAUGAUGUAGGGCUUGCUGACAACCUUCAACUGAACAUGACCGACAGGCAGAGUUACUUUGUCUUCCAUGGACCAAGCAAAUUGAAAAUAUCUUCAUAUUUUUGUUUAAAUUAUGAAUGUAAACCAAAUGGGUAUGCAAAGGAGAAAUUGUACAAGGAAAUUAUCAACUGCAUUAAAACACACAGGGAGGGGGGGUAGUAGUGGUGAAGUACGUGUGUUGAAGACCAUAUACAAGAAAUGUCUGUCAUUAGGCCCAAUUGAAAAUUAUUUUGCUCAUUAGCUAUAAAUAAAGUUGAUGUUCAUGAAACUUUUUUUUUUUUUUUUUUUUUUUUUUUGCUGAUUGCCUGCCUUCAAAUCUGUUUCAUGAAUAUCAAUAUUUAUUUAAAAACAAACUUUAACUUAACAUGUUUAAGGCCCAGUUACAAAAUCACAAAUCUGCCACUUGGACAAUUUAUUGCGAGACCGUGAAGUGAACCAAAGUUUCUUACCAGUUUUGUAACAUAGACAAGAGCACUGGAACUAGAGGUGCUGGGGGUGCAGCUUUGCAUGGCUUCCAUCACAUAGAGGGGUUACAGUUUUGUUCGAUGGCUUUCAGCACCCCCACUUUAAAAAUUGUUCCAGUGCAACUGCAUACAGAAGAAAAAAAACACUCUACAAAUCAGUACACUGCUAUUUCAUAUUUUCAGUCAUUUCUCCAGCAAGAGAGAGUUUAACUGCUUAAUCUAAACAUUUGGAAUAUAAUUAAUGCAAUUGACUGACAUUCAUUGUGCUUCCAGCAGUAUUGUUUCAUUUUCCAUCCUUUUGUGGUGGUUGAGUGAAAGCCAUUAUGAAAUGCAGUUUAUUUAAGGGACACUGAACUUUCCCCACACUAUAUAAGAUAAGAGGACUCUGUCUGCUUUUUAUAUUUUCUACAUGGGUGUUCAUCACAAUUGCCAAGAGAAUUUAUCAGUCAUCUGUUCUUAAUUGUUCCAGCUGAGAAAUUAUUUUCUUUUCUGUCAAUUUCAGAGCCC